AUGGUUCUGGUCACUUUUGCUUUAAUUUUUCUUCUGUACAAGCGCGUUCUAACCGAAGUUUGCAUCAAAUCUGUUUUUUUACAUUCGUUGAAGCCGCUGAAUCCAUCCAGCAAGCUAUUUUGCGUCGUUCGCAGAAACGGAGAAAUUCAGUCGGUUUUAACAAUGGUUUCUGUUAAAGAAAAUGUGCUCGGUGUUUCGAAUAACGCAUUUAUCACGUCAAGUCGUUUUGAGAAAUAUGUUCCAGCUCGAUAUGCCCUUGUUUCUUCAUCACAGGUUGGGACAGUCGAAAUCCUGGACGACGACAAUGAUCAAGCAGUGGUGGCAUUUCAAUAUCCAGUUUCAGUGCUAUCGGAUCAGUGCAGCGGAACUUCACCACUUUGUUAG
Messenger RNA from Gongylonema pulchrum, 384 nucleotides. The record is from the annotation of a GenBank genome assembly. NCBI's taxonomy places the organism in Eukaryota, Metazoa, Nematoda, Chromadorea, Rhabditida, Gongylonematidae.